Messenger RNA from Sinocyclocheilus anshuiensis, 1407 nucleotides. RefSeq names its product gonadotropin releasing hormone receptor 3 (gene gnrhr3). The transcript is spliced from 4 exons. Gene Ontology annotation, biological process: G protein-coupled receptor signaling pathway; cellular response to hormone stimulus. Gene Ontology annotation, molecular function: protein-hormone receptor activity; G protein-coupled receptor activity; peptide binding. The coding region runs from base 246 to 1316 and encodes 356 amino acids. Lineage: Eukaryota; Metazoa; Chordata; Actinopteri; Cypriniformes; Cyprinidae. The record is from RefSeq and is a predicted model, not a curated record. Gene Ontology annotation, cellular component: plasma membrane.
AUCAAGUCUUGUGCUUCUCCUAAACUGGAUUAUGAGACGUGAUGAUCGGGUCCAGGAUAAGCACCAGAUCCCAAUCCUCUGCUCAUCUCAUGGGAUGUGAGAUCUGGAUAAUCAGGAAUUCCUUUGAUUGACUCGAACAGGAUUCAGUGCGAUGGGAAAGAGUGAGUCAGAGAGUCCGGCUGAGAGAAGGAGAAUUUAACUGCAUUAGAGAGAAACUACUCCGAGGUGCAGAUCAGAGCGGUGUGAUGUCUGAUAACACGUCACUGCCGUCUGUGUCUAACGCGUCUCUCCCGCCGCUGCUGACGGACUGGACGGCGCCCUCCUUCACUCCCGCGGCUCAGGCCCGCGUCUCAGCCACCAUGGUGCUCUUCCUGUUCGCCGCUGUCAGUAACCUGGCGCUCCUCAUCAGUGUGUCGCGCGGUCGGCGUCUGGCGUCUCACCUGCGUCCUCUUAUCAUCAGCCUGGCGUCGGCCGACCUGAUGAUGACCUUCAUUGUGAUGCCGCUGGACAUGGUGUGGAACGUGACGGUGCAGUGGUACGCCGGAAACGGGCUCUGUAAGCUACUGUGCUUCCUGAAGCUCUUCGCCAUGCAAACCUCCGCCUUCAUCCUGGUGGUCAUCAGUCUGGACCGGCAUCACGCCAUCCUGUGGCCGCUGGACUCGCUCAACGCCCAUCACAGGAACAGGAGGAUGCUACUGCUGGCCUGGAGCCUCAGCGCACUGAUCGCAUCGCCACAGCUGUUCAUCUUCCGGACGGUCAAAGCGGAGAGUGUGGACUUCACUCAGUGUGUCACACACGGGAGUUUCCGCGAGCGCUGGCAUGAGACUGCGUACAACAUGUUUCAUUUCGUGACGCUGUACGUGAUUCCGCUGCUGGUCAUGAGCUGCUGUUACACCUGCAUCCUCAUCGAGAUCAACAGACAGCUGCACAAGAGCAAAGCGGGCGAGUCUCUGAGACGCAGUGGCACAGACAUGAUCCCGAAGGCCCGGAUGAAGACGCUGAAGAUGACCAUCAUCAUCGUCCUGUCGUUCGUGGUCUGCUGGACACCCUACUAUCUGCUGGGCAUCUGGUACUGGUUCCAGCCGGAGAUGCUGAAGGUCACGCCCGAGUACAUCCAUCACCUGCUCUUCGUGUUCGGGAACCUGAACACCUGCUGCGACCCGGUGAUCUACGGCCUCUACACGCCCUCGUUCCGCGCCGAUCUCGCCUGCUGCUGCCACUGCCGGACCCCCGCAGACUCGCCGUGCUCUCUGGACCGGCUCUCGGCCCGACACGGAGAACACGAGUCUGACCCGGCCAGCGUGAAGAGCGCAUAAACCACGUCUCAAUCCUCACGACUCCAGUUCACGACGGGUUUGACGGAGCAUCUGCAUCAGAACACGCUUCAGACUCUCAGCCGCUGGAGAG